Pocillopora verrucosa is the source of this 1395-nucleotide messenger RNA. RefSeq lists its product as uncharacterized. Gene Ontology annotation, molecular function: hydrolase activity. Gene Ontology annotation, cellular component: mitochondrion; cytoplasm. The record is from RefSeq and is a predicted model, not a curated record. Lineage: Eukaryota; Metazoa; Cnidaria; Anthozoa; Scleractinia; Pocilloporidae.
UGAACAAUUGAAUUUUGUAUUUUCAGAAAGUCUAAAGAUUUAUCGAGUCGACGCAUGGCUUCGAUUAUAUUACGCCGAACCAAUUUUUACGCCAGUAGACUCUUUUUAACAGCGGCUGCAGCUCUGAGUGUAGCUCCAAAGAUACUUACGGCCGAGUUCUGCAGUACUGGAAAGUGCAAUGAUGAAGUUGAGAAAGCCAAACUCGCCUCCGUGGCGGCUGAGAAAUAUCAGCCCCAAGACACAAUUUUCGGCAAGAUCUUGCGAAAAGAAAUUCCUGCUGAUAUAAUUUAUGAAGACGAUAAGGCUAUUGCUUUCCGCGAUGUCAAUCCUGUGGCACCCACACAUGUUUUGGUGAUUCCACGUAAACCUAUAACACAACUAGCGGCAAGCACUGAAGAAGACAUUCCUCUUUUAGGUCAUUUGCUGUGGGUAGCAAAGAAAGUUGCUGAGCAAGAAAACCUGAAAGAUAGUGGAUAUAGGAUUGUGAUCAAUAAUGGACGUGAUGGUGCUCAAUCAGUGUAUCACCUUCAUAUUCAUGUUAUUGGUGGACGACAAAUGUCCUGGCCACCUGGCUGAUUGAGACAUUGAAUCUACAAAACCUCAGGGAGACACAUCCAUCACCUUUAAUAUAGUAAAAUUUGUGAUUGCUAUAGAUUAGUUUAUACCACACAAGUAAAUAGUACUUUUCAUGCAUGUUGAUUAUCUAGCUUGGAAGUGAUUAGCCAGUUACAAUUCACCUCUGAGCAGCCCAGUUGAAACAAAAUGGCUUCACUGCACGUUAUAGGUGCCUGAAUGGAACUAAUUUUAGUAAGAAAAGCAGGUUCUACAAAAAUUACAUAACUUGGCAGCAAAGAUUGGUUUUAUGACACUAAGUUGAUGGUAAUGACAUCUUUCCAACUUUGUAUUCUGAAACAAAAAUAAAAUCUUUUUUGAAUUGUUGGUCACCAUGUAAGUAAAAGAUGAAACAUGUAAUGUUUUGCUGUAUUUUCAAACAAGUGAAAACAGCAAUUGAAGAAAUAGCAUCUGGAAAGAUAUGUAUGAGUAUCAAGAAGUUGCAGUUAUCUGUUGAAAAGAAAGAUGGGAUUAUUUCCGUAAGAAAAUGCUUACCAUACAUUUUUGCCAUUUUGAUUUCUCCACCUUAUGUCAGUUUACUAACUAUUCAACUUGUGUGGUAUUUCCAAAAAAACCUAUUCAUCUCAUUUAAGGUCCACAGUAAAUUGUGCACAUUUGAAAGCUAUGGAAAAAUAGUAUUAAACCACAAAUUUCAUCUCAGGAUUUCUCUCCAGUAGGGAACUGUUCCAUUUUAUUUCAACCCUGCAAAGAGGGGUUAGAAAAUUAUUAUUUGGAGUUACAUAAGUCAAAGAGAAAUAAAGACUAUUUUUGGUCCCUUCUUAA